CUUCAUCCUGAGGAGAGACGCCGUGUCUGAGAGGAAGGCUUAGGAGAAUUUCAUCUAGAACCAGAGCAGACAUGCAGUGCUGUCGGCUCGUGCUCCUCCUGAUGGGUCAGUGCUCCCUGUACGUCGCUGUCCUCUACGGGUACGAACUCGUUGAGGAGAAGAAGACCUGGGAGGAAGCCCGGGAGUAUUGCAAAGCCAAACACAUUGACCUGGCCACAAUGCAGACCUUCACGGACCUGGAGGAGGUCGUCGACUUAGUGGGGGACAAAGGGGACACCUGGAUCGGGCUGCGGAGACAAACCGGGUCCACAAAGACGUGGAGCUGGUCUUCGCCGAAGGUGAAGUUCAUUGACAGCGAGGCAGCAUGGAAGACGAAUGAGCCCAAUAAUGCAGCCGGUGCUGAGGACUGUGUGGCGAUGCUGGAUAACAAAUGGAUUGAUUUCCGUUGUGGACUAAAGAAAAGGUUUCUCUGCUACGAUGAAAGAAACCUCAAAAAGUUCCACUUGCAUACUGAAAAGAAAAGCUGGCCAGAGGCUUGGCGCUACUGUAGAAAUCACCACACUGACCUGGCCAGUGGUGACGCACAGUUAACAGGUGACGCCUUCCAGACAGAGAUGAGCGGGAGUGCCGGUGAAAAGGUGUGGAUCGGCCUGUACGCAGACACGUGGGCGUGGUCAGAUGGGAACUACCCCUCCUUCUGGAACCCCACGCUGUUUAAAGGUGAAGGCCAGGGCGCCAAGUUGUCAGAUGGGAGCUACCCCGCCCUCUGGAACCCCACGCUGUUUGAAGGUAAAGGGGCGUGUGUUGCUUUGUCGGAGAAGAAAUGGAAAUCCGAAGAUUGCUCUCACAAAAACAACUUUUUAUGCAAUACGCAGGAGACCAACCCAGCAACUAAACCAGUACCCAAACCAGUAAACGACCCAGCACCCAAACCAGUAACCAAACCAGCAACCAAACCAGAUAAACUGGUCCUGAUCAAUAAAUCCAUGACCUGGGAGAGGGCCUUGUCCUACUGCAGAGAGAAGCACAACGAACUGGUCUCCGCCACCAACCCUACGGAGCAGACAUUGGUCCAAAACAUAGCCAUGGGGGCCAAAACCACCCACGUCUGGAUGGCACUGCGCUACUCCUGCACUCUGGACUUGUGGUUCUGGGUCGACAACAAGGUGGUCAAAUACUCCAACUGGGGAACCAGUGAAGAGAUCGUUGAUACAUGUGACAUGUCCGGAGCCAUGGAGAAAGGAGGAAAACACCAGUGGUUCAAGAAGAAUGCCAACAAAAAGUUGAAUUUCAUCUGUCGUGAAUAUUAACACACGAUCUGUGGGCGCAUGGUGACGGCCAUUCUGUUUGCAGUGGUGUGACUUUUAUGUAUCUUUAUCCUCCGGGGUUUAUCGAAUGGCAUUCUGGGAGAUGUAGGAAUUACAAUGUAAAAGGGGGGAUAUGAAAUGACUGACUAAAUCAAUUAAAGUUUCACAAGAUAACUAUAAGGAUGUGACCAUGUGACCGUUUUUUUAAUUUCGUCUCCUGAUUCAGGAACACCGGAAUGAUCCCGUUCCAUUUUCUGAAGUUUCUGUAUUGUCUUUCUCUUUAAAAUGUUUAUCUUUUGAGGUUGAAAUAGGAAUAAAUGCAUCAAUGCUUCCACAUACAGAAAAUGGAACAUUCAACCUUUUGUAUCGCGUUUCGGUUGAAUAGCUGGUGAUGGUUGUAAGCUCUUAUCUGGUAAAAAUAUGUAUCUUUGACGAUCACAUUUAUGGAGUUUAAUGUAAACAGAUGACUGUUUUC
Cyclopterus lumpus (lumpfish) is the source of this 1782-nucleotide messenger RNA. Its product is annotated as macrophage mannose receptor 1-like. The record is from RefSeq and is a predicted model, not a curated record. The transcript is spliced from 6 exons. The coding region runs from base 72 to 1310 and encodes 412 amino acids. NCBI's taxonomy places the organism in Eukaryota, Metazoa, Chordata, Actinopteri, Perciformes, Cyclopteridae.